Pantherophis guttatus is the source of this 15888-nucleotide messenger RNA. NCBI's taxonomy places the organism in Eukaryota, Metazoa, Chordata, Lepidosauria, Squamata, Colubridae. The record is from RefSeq and is a predicted model, not a curated record.
CGAUACUUUUUUUUUCUCUCUUUUCUUUUCUUUUCUCUAACACCGGGAGGAGGCAGACAUUUGAAGCCACCAAGCAAAGCGGGAGGGAGAGCUUCGCUUUUCGCAGCCGUUUCCCCCUGAUUGCGCUAUUGAGAGACCUUUUUUUAAAAGGGGGGGAGGGAGGGAGACCCUUGGAAAUGCAGGGAGGGCUUCCUGUAAUGCCUUCCUGAUCGGUUUCUCCCUAGAGAAGGGGGCAAGGCGGAAGCUGUGAAAUUGGGGAAGCAGCUCCGUUGGUUCUGGCGCUGAGGGGGUUGACUGACAGUCUGCAGUGCAGUGGAGUUGGCGGGGCUCCCUAUAUGGCUAAGGAUUUAGCUAGAUGCUAAUGCCAAUCGGGCAAAGGAGCUGAGGUGAGCCUGCGAGCUGCCGCCGAAGAGGCGAUCGGAGGCUGAGCAGAGCGCUCCCCCCACCCCACCCCACUUCCAGAGCCAUGGCUGAAGGGGGCGAAGGAGGCGAAGACGAGAUACAGUUCCUACGAACUGAUGAUGAAGCUGUUCUUCAGUGUGUAGCCAACAUACAUAAAGAACAGCGCAAGUUCUGCCUGGCUGCUGAGGGGCUUGGGAAUCGCCUCUGCUUUUUGGAACCAACCUCAGAAGCUAAAUAUGUCCCUCCUGAUCUUUGCAUCUGUAAUUUUGUACUGGAGCAGUCUUUAUCUGUCAGAGCCCUCCAGGAAAUGCUUGCCCACACAAGAGACACUUCCAGGGAAGGGUUUAUGAGAAAGGCAGCGCAAGGAGGUGGUCACAGAACCCUGCUGUAUGGCCAUGCGAUUCUGCUUCGGCAUUCUUUCAGUGGAAUGUAUUUGACAUGUUUAACAACAUCAAGAUCUCAGACAGAUAAACUCGCAUUUGAUGUGGGCCUACAGGAAAAUGCAAUAGGUGAAGCAUGCUGGUGGACCAUACACCCUGCUUCUAAACAAAGGUCAGAAGGAGAAAAGGUACGGAUUGGAGAUGAUCUUAUUCUAGUUAGCGUGUCCUCGGAAAGAUACCUGCAUCUUUCUGUGGCAUAUGGAAACACACAAGUAGAUGCUUCCUUUAUGCAAACACUCUGGAAUGUGCACCCCACUUGUUCAGGAAGCAACAUUGAAGAAGGAUACCUACUUGGUGGUCACGUAUUACGUUUGUUUCACGGCCAUGAUGAAUGCUUGACCAUUGCAUCUACAGAACAGAACGAUUCACCACAUAAGCGGAUCUUUUAUGAAGCUGGGGGAGCUGGAGUCCGUGCAAGAUCACUAUGGAGAGUAGAACCUCUUCGAAUAAGCUGGAGUCGAAGUCAUAUUCGCUGGGGACAACCAUUUCGCCUUCGACAUAUUACAACAGGACAGUUUUUAGCAUUGACAGAAGACCUGGGUCUUGUUUUAUUAGACAGAGAAAAGGCUGACACAAAAUCAACUUCCUUUUGUUUUAGAGCAUCCAAGGAAAAACUGGAUUCUGUUCACAAACGUGAUAUAGAGGGCAUGGGAUUUCCUGAGAUAAAGUAUGGAGAUUCUGUUUGUUUUGUGCAGCAUGUAGCUAGCACUUUGUGGCUGACAUACAAAGCACAGGAUGCUAAAACAUCACGUUUAGGACCACUGAAAAGAAAGGUUAUAUUACACCAAGAAGGGCACACAGAUGAUGGACUCUCCUUGCAAAGGUGUCAACACGAAGAAUCCCAGGCUGCUAGAAUUAUUCUCAAUACCACAAAAUUAUUCAGUCAAUUUAUAAGUGGAAACAACAGUGUUACAACUCCCAUCACUCUUCCCAUUGAAGAAGUAGUUCAGAAUCUACAAGAUUUAAUUACAUAUUUUCUACCUCCAGAAGAAGAGCUAGAACACGAGGAUAAACAAAACAAACUUCGUUCUCUUAAAAACAGACAAAAUCUAUUCAAAGAGGAGGGGAUGCUGGCAUUGGUUCUGAACUGCAUUGAUCGAUUAAAUGUAUACUACAGUACCGCUCAUUUUACAGGGGUUGGUAGGGAAGAAAAUGGGGCAGCGUGGAAAGAAAUUCUGAAUCUUCUUUACAAGUUAUUAGCUGCUCUCAUUUGUGGUAACAGAAACAAUUGUGCCCAGUUUUCCAAUAAUCUUGAUUGGUUGAUUAGUAAAUUGGACAGACUAGAAUCUUCUUCAGGUAUUUUAGAAGUGUUGCGCUGUAUCUUGAUUGAAAGCCCAGAAGCUUUAAAUUUGAUAGAUGAAGGCCAUAUAAAAUCCAUCAUCUCCCUGCUGGAUAAGCAUGGACGCAACCAUAAGGUUCUUGAUGUCCUGUGCUCUCUUUGUCUCUGUAAUGGUGUAGCAGUGCGUGCUAAUCAGAACUUAAUAUGUGACAAUCUUCUUCCUCGAAGAGAUCUGCUGUUGCAAACACGGCUGGUGAAUGAUGUGACAAGCAUAAGGCCAAAUAUAUUUCUUGGAAUUGCUGAGGGCUCGGCCCAGUAUAAGAAAUGGUACUUUGAACUAAUCAUUGAUCAAGUGGAACCAUUUUUGACAGCAGAACCUACACAUUUGCGGGUUGGAUGGGCCUCAACAUCAGGCUAUGCGCCUUAUCCUGGAGGUGGGGAAGGAUGGGGAGGAAAUGGUGUUGGUGAUGACCUGUACUCUUAUGGCUUUGAUGGACUGCAUCUGUGGUCUGGUCGAAUAUCCAGGGCUGUUGCAUCCGUGAAUCAACAUUUAUUAGCAUCUGAUGAUGUGGUCAGCUGUUGCUUGGAUUUAGGGGCACCCAGCAUUUCUUUCCGUAUUAAUGGACAACCAGUGCAAGGAAUGUUUGAAAACUUCAAUACUGAUGGACUUUUUUUCCCUGUGGUGAGCUUCUCAGCUGGUGUCAAAGUGCGUUUCUUAAUGGGUGGCCGCCAUGGAGAGUUCAAGUUUUUACCUCCUACCAGCUAUGGACCUUGCUAUGAAGCUUUGCUUCCAAAAGAAAAAAUGAAAUUGGAACCAGUAAAAGAAUAUAAGAGGGAUUCUGAAGGAAUUAGAGAUUUGCUUGGUACUACUCAGUUUCUUUCCCAGGCUAAUUUUAUUCCUCGUCCAAUUGAUACCAACCAGAUUGUUUUGCCUUUCCAUCUUGAAAAGAUUAGAGACAAGCUUGCUGAAAAUAUUCAUGAACUCUGGGGAAUGAAUAAAAUAGAACUUGGUUGGACCUAUGGCAAGAUACGAGAUGAUAAUAAAAGGCAGCAUCCUUGUCUGGUGGAAUUUUCAAAAUUGCCUGAAACAGAGAAGAACUAUAAUCUGCAAAUGUCAACAGAAACUCUAAAAACUCUUUUGGCCCUUGGAUGCCAUGUUGUUCAUGUAAAUCCAGGUGCAGAAGAAGAUCUUAAGAAAAUCAAGCUUCCUAAAAAUUACAUGAUGACAAAUGGGUACAAGCCAGCUCCUCUUGAUCUUUCUGAAGUUAAAUUGUUACCUUCGCAAGAAAUAUUAGUUGAUAAACUUGCAGAGAAUGCACAUAAUGUUUGGGCAAAAGAAAGAAUAAAACAAGGUUGGACCUAUGGUAUUCAACAGGAUCUUAAAAACAAACGGAAUCCUCGGCUGGUUCCUUAUGUGUUAUUGGAUGAGCGCACUAAAAAAUCAAACCGGGAUAGUCUUCGUGAGGCUGUUCGGACCUUUGCUGGAUAUGGAUAUAAUAUUGAGGCCCCAGAUCAGGAAAUAGCUGAUCAAACAGUGGAAAAAGUGCGCAUUGAUAAGAUACGUUUCUUCAGAGUGGAGAAAUCUUAUGCAGUUCAGACUGGAAAGUGGUAUUUUGAAUUUGAAGCUGUAACUGGAGGGGAUAUGCGUGUUGGAUGGGCAAGGCCAGGCUGCCAACCUGACAUAGAACUAGGAGCUGAUGACCAAGCAUUUGUAUUUGAAGGCUCCAAAGGGCAACGUUGGCAUCAGGGGAGUGGAUUCUUUGGACGAAACUGGCAAGUAGGAGAUGUAGUAGGCUGUAUGAUCAAUCUGGAGGACAAGUCUAUUAUAUUUACACUCAAUGGAGAAUUACUUAUAACCAGUAAAGGUUCAGAACUUGCUUUUGCUGACUUUGAAAUAGAUAAUGGUUUUGUUCCUAUAUGCUCACUGGGUUUGUCUCAGAUUGGCCGAAUGAAUUUUGGAAGGGAUGCCAGCACUUUCAAAUACUAUACAAUGUGUGGGCUUCAAGAAGGUUUUGAGCCUUUUGCUGUCAACAUGAACAGAGAAGUUGCUAUGUGGUUUAGCAAACGCUUACCAACCUUUGUCAAUGUGCCCAAAGGGCAUCCUCAUAUUGAGGUGACAAGAAUUGAUGGAAACAUUGACAAUCCACCACGUUUAAAAGUUACUCAUAAGACAUUUGGAACACAGAGUAGUAAUGCAGGCAUGAUGUAUUGUCGCUUGAGCAUGCCAAUUGAAUUUCAUUCGUCUUUUACAUACAGUCAUGGUUUUGAAUUUGAGGGCUUCUACAAAAGAAAACAGAACCAGGAAAUACCUAUUCAUGCCAAGACAUAUUACUACUCAGUGAAGAUCUUUGCUGGUCAAGACCCGUCUUCAGUCUGGAUUGGUUGGGUAACUCCUGACUACCACUUUUACAGUGAACAGUUUGACCUAAAUAAGAAUUGCACAGUAACAGUUACUUUGGGAGAUGAAAGAGGAAGAGUCCAUGAAAGUGUAAAACGUAGUAAUUGCUAUCUGGUUUGGGGAGGAGAAUCAUUUGUUAAUUCUCAAAGAUCAAAUCGUGGUAAUGUUGAUCUAGAAAUUGGAUGCCUUGUCGAAUUAGCUACUGGGAUGUUGUCAUUCACAGCCAAUGGAAAAGAACUGGGAACUUUCUAUCAGGUUGAGCCAAACACAAAACUAUUUCCAGCUGUUUUUUUACAGCCUACCAGCACAAACCUGGUACAGUUUGAACUGGGUAAAUUAAAGAACACCAUGCCUUUAUCAGCUGCAAUCUUUAAAAGUGAAGAGAGAAAUCCCAUUCCUCAGUGUCCUCCUCGGUUGGAUGUUCAAACACUCACACCAGUUGUCUGGAGCAGAAUGCCAAACAGUUUCCUGAAAGUAGAGACUGAUCGUGUCAGUGACCGCCAUGGAUGGCUAGUACAAUGCCUGGAACCAUUGCAAAUGAUGGCCCUUCAUAUUCCAGAAGAAAACAGGUGUAUUGACAUUUUGGAAUUAUGUGAACAAGAAGAUUUGAUGAGGUUCCACUAUCAUACUUUAAAGCUAUAUAGUUCUGUUUGUGCUCUGGGUAAUAAUAGAGUAGCUCAUGCUCUUUGCAGCCAUGUGGAUGUUUCCCAGAUAUUUUACACAAUAGAUAAUCGGUAUUUGCCUGGACUUUUAAGGUCUGGAUUCUAUGACUUGUUGAUUAGUAUUCAUUUAGAAUAUUCCAAGGAAGCAAAACUCAUGAUGAACAAUGAAUUUAUCACUCCUGUUACAGAUGAAACCAGGAAAAUCCGAUUAUUUCCAGAUGGAUCAAAGAAACAUGGCUUGCCUGGAGUUGGACUUAGCACAUGCUUGAACCCAAAAUUUAAAUUCUCUACCCCUUGUUUCAUUUUGUCCAAUGAGGAUCAUCAAAAGCCUAGUCCAGAAAUACCACUAGAGAUUCUUAAGACAAAGACCAUAAGCAUGUUGACAGAAGCAGUCUACUGCAGUGGAGCACAUAUACGAGACCCUGUUGGAGGGAAAGUUGAAUUCCAGUUUGUUCCUGUUCUGAAACUUAUAGGAACUUUGCUUAGAAUGGGAGUUUUUCAUGAUCAUGAUGUUAAACAGAUUUUGCUUCUAAUUGAUCCAUGUGUAUUUGGUGAGAGCAAAGAAGAAGUAAUGGAGCAAGCAGAGAAAGAGGAUGUCACCCAAAUAGAAGAAAAAGCAGUAGAGGCUGGUGAAAAGGCCAUUAAGGAAACUAAGACCCCAAUAAAGGGGUUGCUGCAAACAAGAUUGCCAGAGUCGGUUAAACUUCAGAUGUGUGAGCUGCUCAAUUACUUCUGUGACUGUGAGCUGAAACACCGAGUGGAAGCUAUUGUGUCGUUCGCAGAUACCUUUGUCUUAAAGUUACAGUAUAAUCAGAAAUAUAGGUAUAAUGAACUAAUGCAAGCCUUGAAUAUGUCUGCCGCGCUGACUGCCAGGAAGACAAAGGAAUUUCGCUCUCCUCCUCAAGAGCAGAUUAAUAUGCUGCUGAAUUUUCAGUUGGGGGAAGAUUGUCCUUGUCCAGUGGAGAUUCGGGAAGAGCUAUAUGAGUUUCAUGAUAAGCUCCUAAUUCAUUGUGGUAUUCCAUUAGAUGAAGAAAAAGAAGAGAAAGAAAACAUUUCGUGGGCUGGAAAACUAUGUUCUUUGAUAUAUAAAGUAAAAGGAAUACAAAAAACAGAAAAGAGAGAGGCAACAGAAGAAGAAGAAAAAUAUCCUAUUUCUCUGAAAGAGCUGAUAUCUCAAACUAUGGUUCGCUGGGCACAGGAAGAUCAGAUCCAAGAUCCAGAAUUAGUUCGCAUUAUGUUUAACUUACUUCGAAGGCAGUAUGAUAGCAUUGGUGAGCUGCUGCACGCACUGAGGAAAUCUUAUACUAUAAGUGCUGCCUCCGUGCAAGACACAAUCAACUUAUUAGCAGCACUGGGGCAAAUACGUUCACUUCUCAGUGUCAGGAUGGGAAAAGAAGAAGAAUUGCUAAUGAUUAAUGGCCUAGGAGAGAUAAUGAACAACAAAGUAUUUUAUCAGCAUCCUAAUCUUAUGAGGGUCCUGGGUAUGCAUGAGACAGUUAUGGAAGUAAUGGUAAAUGUGCUUGGAGGAGACAAAUCUCAGAUUGCUUUUCCUAAAAUGGUGGCAAGUUGUUGUCGGUUUCUUUGCUAUUUUUGCCGGAUCAGUCGCCAAAACCAAAAAGCUAUGUUUGAGCAUUUGAGCUACUUACUUGAAAACAGCAGUGUUGGACUUGCUUCUCCUUCUAUGAGAGGGUCCACUCCAUUAGAUGUAGCAGCUGCUUCAGUAAUGGAUAAUAAUGAGCUUGCCCUUGCAUUGGAAGAGCCAGACCUAGAAAAAGUUGUAACCUACUUGGCAGGCUGCGGUCUUCAGAGCUGCCAAAUGCUUUUAGCAGCCGGAUACCCUGAUAUUGGUUGGAAUCCCAUAGAGGGUGAACGGUAUCUCUCAUUCUUAAGAUUUGCUGUCUUUGUUAAUGGUGAAAGUGUUGAAGAAAAUGCCUGUGUUCUCGUUAAGCUUCUUAUUCGACGGCCGGAGUGUUUUGGCCCUGCUCUCAGAGGAGAAGGAGGAAACGGUCUGUUAGCUGCGAUGCAAGAAGCAAUUAAAAUUUCUGAGAACCCAGCUCUAGAUCUUACUUCUCAGGGUUGUAAGAGAAAAUUUCUAGAAGAAGAUGAGGAAGAGGAAGAGAUAGUCCACAUGGGCAAUGCAAUAAUGUCUUUCUAUUCAGCUCUUAUAGAUUUGCUUGGCCGCUGUGCACCAGAACUCCAUCUUAUCCAAACUGGGAAAGGUGAAGCUAUUAGAAUACGGUCAAUUUUGCGUUCCCUUGUGCCAACAGAAGAUUUAGUUGGGAUUAUAAGUAUUCCAUUAAAACUACCAACAAUAAACAAAGAUGGAACAGUCACUGAGCCAAAUAUGUCUGCAACUUUCUGUCCUGACCACAAAGCACCCAUGGUGCUUUUUCUAGAUCGUGUCUAUGGUAUAAAGGACCAAACCUUCCUCCUUCACCUUCUGGAAGUUGGAUUUUUACCAGAUUUAAGGGCAUGUGCUUCAUUGGAUACAAUUUCUCUAAGUACCACCGAGACAGCUCUUGCUCUAAAUAGAUAUAUUUGCACAGCUGUGUUCCCAUUACUCACACGGUGUGCUUCUCUCUUUUUGGGAUCUGAGCAUUACAUCUCGUUGAUUGAUUCCACUCUUCAUACAAUAUACCGUCUGUCCAAAGGGCGCUCUCUUAUAAAAGCACAAAGAGACACAAUUGAGGAAUGCUUGCUUGCUGUCUGCCACCACUUACGGCCUUCGAUGCUACAACAACUUCUUCGGCGAUUAGUUUUUGAUGUACCUUUACUUAAUGAAUACUGUAAAAUGUCAUUAAAGCUUUUAACAAAUCACUAUGAGCAAUGCUGGAAAUAUUAUUGCUUGUCUUCAGGAUGGGGAAAUUAUGGAACAGCAGCUGAAGAAGAAUUACAUUUGACGGAAAAACUUUUUUGGGGAAUAUUUGAUUCCCUCUCUCAUAAGAAGUAUGAUCCAGAACUCUUCCGAAUGGCCUUGCCUUGUUUAAGUGCAAUAGCUGGGGCUUUGCCACCAGAUUACUUAGACACUCGAAUUACUUCAUUUUUAGAAAAGCAGACGUCAGUGGAUGCUGAGGGAAAUUUUGAUCCGAAACCUAUCAGCACAGUGAAUUUUAUACUUCCUGAAAAGUUGGAGUUUAUUGUCAACAAGUAUGCUGAACAUACUCAUGAAAAAUGGGCCUGUGACAAGAGUAAUUGUGGAUGGAAAUAUGCUCCAUUACUUGAUGAAAAUAUAAAGACACAUCCCUUAAUAAGACCUUUCAAAACCUUGAUUGAAAAGGAAAAGGAAAUCUAUCGAUGGCCUGCCAGAGAAUCUCUAAAAACCAUGUUAGCAAUGGGAUGGAGUCUCGAAAGAAACAGGGAUGGAGAAAAUAUGACUCAGCAACGUGAAAAUGAAAAGCUACGUAGCAUAUCACAAUCUAGUCAGGGGAAUGGCUACAGCCCAGCACCUCUUGAUCUUUCAAAUGUUGUACUUUCCAGAGAACUCCAGGGAAUGGUAGAAAUAAUAGCAGAAAACUAUCAUAACAUUUGGGCAAAAAAGAAGAAAAUGGAAUUGGAAAAUAAAGGAGGAGGUGGUCAUCCAUUGUUGGUACCUUAUGACACGUUGACGGCCAAAGAGAAAGCUCGAGAUAGGGAGAAAGCCCAAGAACUAUUCAAAUUUCUUCUUGUAAAUGGCAUUGCCAUAUCUAGAGGCUUAAAUGACCUGGAAUUGGAUGCUUCAUCAAUGGAAAAGAGGUUUGCUUAUAAAUUUCUCAAAAGGAUCCUUAAAUAUAUUGACUCAGCUCAAGAAUUCAUUGCACAUUUAGAAGCCAUUGUUACCAGUGGAAAAACUGAGAAAUCUCCACAUGAUCAAGAAAUCAAAUUCUUUGCCAAAGUUCUGCUACCAUUAGUUGACCAGUAUUUCACCAAUCAUUGCUUGUACUUCCUCUCUUCCCCAACAAAGCCAUUCGGUAGUAGUGGAUAUGCUUCCAAUAAAGAAAAAGAAAUGGUAGCAAGCCUUUUCUGCAAACUUGCUGCUCUUGUUAGACAUAGAAUUUCACUGUUUGGUAGUGAUGCUGCAACAAUGGUUAGUUGCCUACAUAUCUUAGCUCAGACUCUAGAUACAAGAACAGUUAUGAAAUCUGGCUCAGAGAUGGUUAAAGCAGGAUUGCAUGCUUUCUUUGAAAAUGCUGCAGAAGAUCUAGAGAAGACAUCAGAAAACCUUAAACUUGGAAAAUUUACCCACUCCCGAACUCAGAUUAAAGGAGUCUCACAAAAUAUCAACUAUACAACAGUGGCACUGCUGCCUAUCUUAACAUCCAUUUUUGAACAUGUCGCUCAGCAUAAUUUUGGUACUGAUUUGCUUUUAAAUGAUGUCCAAAUUUCAUGUUAUAGAAUUCUUUGUAGUCUGUAUUCUCUUGGGACUGGAAAGAACAUUUAUGUUGAAAGGCAAAGACCAGCUCUUGGUGAGUGCUUAGCUUCUCUUGUAGCAGCAAUUCCAGUAGCCUUCCUCGAACCUUCUCUCAAUCUUUACAACCCCCUCUCUGUCUUCAACACAAAGUCAGCCAGAGAGAAAGCGAUUUUAGGCAUGCCUGAGACAGUAGAAGAAAUGUGUCCAGAAAUCCCUCAUUUGGAUGGAUUAAUGAAAGAAAUAAAUAGUUUGGCUGAAUCUGGAGCCAGGUAUACUGAAAUGCCGCACGUAAUUGAAGUGAUCUUGCCCAUGCUAUGCAACUAUCUGUCAUACUGGUGGGAAAAAGGACCUGAAAAUAAUUCAGAGAGUGACGGAUCUUGCUGCACAAUGGUAACCUCUGAGCAUCUUAGUAUAAUACUGGGGAACAUUUUGAAAAUCAUCAACAAUAACUUGGGAAUUGAUGAAGCAACUUGGAUGAAAAGAAUUGCAGUGUAUGCUCAGCCAAUCAUAAGUAAAGCCAGACCAGAUCUGUUGAAAAGUCAUUUUAUUCCGACUCUGGAAAAGCUAAAGAAGAAAGCAAUUAAAAUAGUGAUUGAAGAAGAACAAUUGAAAGCAGACAAUAAAACUGAUACGCAAGAAGCAGAACUUCUCAUUCUAGAUGAAUUUGCAGUUCUUUGUCGAGAUCUUUAUGCCUUUUAUCCUAUGUUGAUCCGCUAUGUAGACAACAACAGAUCAAACUGGCUUAAAAAACCAGAUGCUGAUUCUGAUGAACUUUUCCGCAUGGUGGCAGAAGUUUUCAUCCUGUGGUGUAAAUCACAUAAUUUUAAGAGAGAAGAACAAAAUUUUGUGAUUCAGAAUGAAAUUAACAAUUUGGCAUUUUUGACAGGUGAUAAUAAGAGCAAGAUAUCAAAACAGAUUGCUCCGAGGGGAACGGCCAUGCAAGUAAAGUCUGGAGGUCAUGACCAAGAACGAAAAAAAGCAAAACAUAGAGGGGAUUUAUAUUCAAUACAGACUUCUCUGAUUGUAUCUGCACUUAAAAAAAUGCUCCCCAUUGGGUUGAACAUGUGUACCCCUGGAGAUCAAGAGCUAAUUUCUCUUGCUAAGUCCAGGUACAGCUGUAAAGACACUGAAGAAGAAGUUAAAGAACAUUUACACAAUAACUUGCAUUUGCAGGAAAAGUCAGAUGACCCUGCUGUGAAAUGGCAGUUGAAUCUCUACAAAGAUGUCUUGAAAACUGAUGAACCUGCUGAUCCUGAGAAAACUAUUGAACGUGUGCAAAGGAUCUCAGCAGCUGUCUAUCAUCUGGAACAGGUUGAGCAACCGUUAAGAUCAAAGAAAGCAGUUUGGCACAAACUCUUGUCUAAACAACGUAAAAGAGCUGUUGUGGCUUGUUUCAGGAUGGCACCAUUGUAUAAUCUGCCAAGGCACCGUUCUAUUAACCUGUUCCUUCAUGGUUAUCAGAAAUUCUGGAUAGAAACAGAGGAAUAUUCCUUUGAAGAGAAACUCGUUCAGGAUUUGGCUACUCCACCCAAAACAACUGAAGAUGAGGAAGAAGAGGAUGAAAACCAUCCAGAUCCUCUACAUCAGAUUAUUCUUCAUUUCAGUCGGAGUGCUCUCACUGAAAGAAGCAAACUAGAAAAUGAUCCUUUGUACACUGCAUAUUCAGCAAUGAUGGCAAAGAGCUGUCAGAGUGAGCAAGAUGGUAAUGAGGAGGAAGAGGAAGAAGAAAAGGAGAAGACAUUUGAAGAAAAAGAAAUGGAAAAGCAGAAAACCCUCUAUCAGCAAUCCCGACUCCAUGAACGUGGAGCUGCUGAAAUGGUAUUGCAGAUGAUCAGUGCCAGCAAAGGCGAAAUGGGGCCCAUGGUAGUUGAAACCCUGAAGCUUGGUAUUGCUGUUCUAAAUGGAGGUAACUCCGUUGUUCAACAGAAAAUGUUGGAUUAUUUGAAAGAGAAAAAGGAUGCUGGUUUUUUUCAAUCUAUCUCUGGCUUAAUGCAAUCUUGCAGCGUUCUUGAUUUGAAUGCCUUCGAGAGGCAAAAUAAAGCAGAAGGCCUUGGAAUGGUUACUGAAGAAGGAACACUCAUCAUACGUGAGCGUGGUGAGAAAGUACUACAGAAUGAUGAGUUUACUAAAGAUCUAUUUAGAUUUUUACAACUGCUGUGUGAAGGUCAUAACAAUGAUUUUCAGAAUUACCUGCGCACACAAAUGGGCAAUACUACAACAGUGAAUAUUAUCAUUAGCACAGUAGAUUAUCUUUUGCGGCUUCAGGAAUCAAUCAGUGACUUUUAUUGGUACUACUCUGGCAAAGAUAUAAUUGAUGAAUCUGGACAAUAUAACUUCUCUAAGGCUUUGGCUGUAACCAAGCAGAUUUUUAAUUCACUAACUGAAUAUAUACAAGGGCCUUGCAUUGGAAAUCAGCAGAGUUUGGCUCACAGUAGACUAUGGGAUGCAGUUGUUGGCUUUCUUCAUGUUUUUGCUAACAUGCAAAUGAAGCUUUCACAGGAUUCCAGCCAAAUUGAAUUGCUGAAGGAAUUACUGGAUCUUCUGAAGGAUAUGGUGGUGAUGCUGUUGUCACUGCUUGAAGGUAACAUUGUAAAUGGCACAAUUGGGAAACAGAUGGUAGAUACACUGGUCGAGUCAUCGAGCAAUGUAGAAAUGAUUUUGAAGUUCUUUGACAUGUUUCUCAAGCUGAAAGAUUUAACAAGCUCAGAAGCCUUCAAAGAAUACGAUUCGGAAGGAAAAGGAAUAAUCUCAAAGAAGGAAUUUCAAAAAGCCAUGGAAGGUCAGAAGCAGUAUAUGCAAUCAGAAAUUGACUUUCUACUGUCCUGUGCAGAAACUGAUGAAAAUGAUAUGUUUAACUAUGUUGAUUUUGUUGAAAGAUUUCACAAGCCAGCCAAAGAUAUUGGGUUUAAUGUGGCAGUGCUCUUAACAAAUCUCUCAGAACACAUGCCAAAUGAUUCACGCCUUCAAACUCUAUUACAUCCGGCAGAAAGUGUCCUUAAUUAUUUUGAACCUUAUCUGGGACGUAUUGAGAUCAUGGGUAGUGCCAAGAAGAUAGAACGAGUUUAUUUUGAGAUUAGCGAAUCCAGUAGGACACAGUGGGAAAAGCCCCAAGUGAAAGAAUCAAAAAGGCAGUUUAUUUUUGAUGUUGUAAAUGAAGGUGGAGAGCAAGAAAAAAUGGAGCUUUUUGUCAAUUUCUGUGAGGACACCAUUUUUGAAAUGCAGUUGGCUUCUCAGAUCUCUGAAACUGAUACAAUUGACAGAAUUGAGGAGGAGGAAGAGAGUGAAGCUUGCUAUCUGAGGGAGGUUGGAGAAGACGAGAAAGAAGAACAAUCUUUUGAAUCAGCUUCAGCAUUUGCAAUGGCAUGUGAUGCAGUGAAGAAAUACGCUGCCACAAUUUUCAAGACCAUUAGACUGAAAAAUCUAAGGAAACAGUAUAGAAAAGUGAAAAAAAUGACCUUUAAAGAACUGGUGAAAGUGUCCUUUUCUUCUCUUUGGAUGCUAUUUAUAGGAUUCUUUCAAAUGUUUCUUACUAUAAUAUGGAGCAUUUUUCAGAUUCUUUGGAGUACUGUAUUUGGUGAUGGCCUAGUUGAAGGGGCCAAAAACAUAAGAGUUACCAAAAUUCUAGGAGACAUGCCUGAUCCAACACAGUUUGGAAUUCAUGACGAUGUGCUUGAAGCAGAAAAAGUGGAAAUUUUGGAACAUGGCAUUGCAGCUGAAAUCGUGCAGUUUGUAAAAAAAGAAAAAGGAGAAAGCGACCUCUUAUCAGAUAUUUUUGAUAUUUAUACAAAAAAGGAAAGUGGAUCAAAACAUGGUCAUGAUAUUGGCCUUGGGGACAUUGCUGGUAUUAUUGGAUCAGAAACACCUCCUUCUUUGGAAAGUGCAGUUCAUAAGAAGAAGAAAAUUCAGCUACCUGAAGUUACAAGGGAUGAUGAAUCAGAAACAAGAACAGAAUCUGAGAAGGCUGACAUGGAAGAUGGUGAAAAACACGAUAAGAUAAAGGAUGAUGUAUACUCUGAAUAUUUGGAAGUGGAAGAGCCUAAGAAAAGAAAACGACAUGGACACAAGUUAGAGAAGCCAGAAGCAGUUAUGGCUAAUUUUUUUAAAGUACUAGAGAUCUAUCAGACAAAAGUUUUGCACUAUUUGGCAAGAAAUUUCUACAAUUUACGAUUUCUCGCACUUUUUGUUGCCUUUGCCAUCAAUUUUAUUCUGCUCUUUUACAAGGUGACAGAAGAACCAUUUGAAGAAAUGGAAGAAGAUUCUGAUUUAUGGCAAUCUUUAGAUGAAGAUGAGGAUGAAGAAGGAAUGGUGUUCUUUGUCUUACAAGAGAGCACGGGUUAUAUGGCACCAACACUUAGGGCCCUCGCUAUUAUUCAUACUAUUAUUUCUUUCCUAUGUGUAAUUGGAUACUAUUGUUUGAAGGUUCCCUUGGUUGUAUUCAAACGUGAAAAAGACAUUGCUAGGAAGCUAGAAUUUGAUGGUCUAUAUAUUACUGAACAACCAUCUGAAGAUGAUAUUAAAGGGCAGUGGGAUCGUUUAGUCAUAAACACUCCAUCUUUUCCUAAUAAUUAUUGGGACAAGUUUGUGAAACGAAAGGUAAUCAACAAGUACGGCGAUUUAUAUGGAGCAGAGCGCAUUGCAGAACUCUUAGGUCUGGACAAAAGUGCUCUGGAUUUUAGUCCUGUGGAACAUACCGAACCAGAUGAAGCCUCUUUUAUUUCAUGGUUAAGUUCUAUUGAUGCAAAAUAUCAAAUCUGGAAGCUUGGUGUAGUUUUCACUGAUAACUCUUUCUUGUAUUUAGCUUGGUAUACAACCAUGUCCAUUCUUGGCCACUACAACAACUUCUUCUUUGCUGCUCAUUUGCUCGAUAUAGCUAUGGGUUUUAAGACUUUACGUACUAUUCUGUCAUCUGUAACUCACAAUGGCAAACAGCUCGUCUUAACUGUUGGACUCUUGGCUGUGGUGGUAUAUCUUUACACGGUUGUUGCAUUUAAUUUCUUCCGGAAAUUUUAUAACAAGAGUGAGGAUGAGGAUGAGCCAGACAUGAAAUGUGACGAUAUGAUGACUUGUUACCUGUUCCAUAUGUAUGUCGGGGUACGAGCAGGUGGAGGUAUUGGAGAUGAAAUUGAAGAUCCUGCAGGAGAUCCUUAUGAAAUAUAUCGAAUUGUUUUUGAUAUCACGUUUUUCUUCUUUGUCAUUGUUAUCCUACUGGCCAUCAUUCAAGGUCUUAUUAUUGAUGCCUUUGGCGAACUGAGAGAUCAGCAAGAGCAGGUCAAAGAAGACAUGGAGACGAAAUGCUUUAUUUGUGGAAUUGGUAAUGAUUAUUUUGAUACAACUCCACAUGGUUUUGAAAUGCAUACUUUACAAGAGCACAAUUUGGCCAACUACUUAUUCUUUUUGAUGUAUCUUAUUAAUAAGGAUGAAACUGAGCACACUGGGCAGGAGUCAUAUGUAUGGAAAAUGUACCAAGAAAGAUGCUGGGAUUUCUUCCCAGCUGGAGACUGCUUCCGUAAACAGUAUGAAGAUCAACUUGGAUAAAAAUACCAACAAAGAAACUACUAUAUUCAAUGUUAAACAAAAAUAGAAUUCUUACAAAAUAACGGCAUAACAUAAAUAUUGCUUAUGUUUGACCUCUAAGUAAAUGAAGUAGUCCAGUUUUAAAUUGAUCUAGAUUAGUUUUUUGUAUGUGGCAGAAACAGGCUCUGGAUUAUUUGGGUUAUUAUUUCUGUUUUGUUUGUUUUUAAGUGGGGCAGAGCAAAAAAUAAUGUUUAAACAUUUCAGUUCAGUACUUUAAUUCAGGAAUCAUUACUUGUUUUUUAUCAGUCCUUUGUAGAAAAUAAUAUAGUUGAAAGGGCUCUAUCAUUGUUUUGCAACUGAAGACUCUGUCAGGUGACAAUAACUUAAUCAUGGACUCAUAUGGUGAACUUAAUAUUUCAAUCAGCCUUGUUUUCCCUGUGCCAUUUCUUAGUGUAACAAUACAGACAGAAAGAUUUUAAGUAUUCAGUGCUUAAAAUUUCCAAGUAUUUUAUUGUCUCUAAAAUCUAAGUGCCUUAACUCUUUCCAGAUCUAGCUAUGCAAAAUACUUUUUUUUAAUGUUAGUCUUUUAGAUUGACAUUUUUGUUAUUUGACUGUGUUGCUUUCUGGUCUUACUGUAUGACAUGAAAUUUAGUCAUAUACUUGUUACAAAACUGCUUACUACAUGCAGCUGGUUUAAAAACCUGUCUUACAACUGAACAGAAUUAAACUAGUGAUUAGUUGCAAUGUUAAUGCGUUUUUUCCCUCAAAUAACAAUAUGCACUGCAAUAAAGAAUUUGCAAAACAAA